This is a messenger RNA of Parnassius apollo (apollo), 459 nucleotides long. The record is from the annotation of a GenBank genome assembly. NCBI's taxonomy places the organism in Eukaryota, Metazoa, Arthropoda, Insecta, Lepidoptera, Papilionidae.
AUGGAAUACAAAAGAACGCGCAAAGGGCCGCUGCCUGGAGGACGCCUGGGCGCGUCUGGAUCUGGAGCUGGCGCUGGACUCGACAACAUGCGAACCGCCAGCCGAGUGCGAGGCCCUGCACGACCACCCAGCAGCUCCUCGCAUUCAUCAUCCCCACUAGCUUGCUUGGUGUCGGCAGGGUCUUCCCAGGCCAAGCAAUCGACACCCGCCACUGGUGGAGAUGCAUGUACCAUCAAUAUGAAUAUAAACGCAUUGCGGGACUAUUUUAGGGCGAAAGAGGGAGAAGUUGGAGGUUUCCCGUAUCGGGCUAGGGUGCAUCGUCUUUUUGCUGAGCUGGAGCCAUCUAUUACCGUCACCGAGCAAAACCUGGUAGACCCAGUUUGGUAUAUCUUGCGCUCAAAUAUAUUUGAUGGCGCCGAAAACUCGACCGGCUAUGACGUGAGGCUGUUCCCUCAUUAG